This is a messenger RNA of Phytophthora nicotianae INRA-310, 1819 nucleotides long. RefSeq lists its product as hypothetical. Bases 62 to 1699 code for a protein of 545 amino acids. NCBI's taxonomy places the organism in Eukaryota, Oomycota, Peronosporomycetes, Peronosporales, Peronosporaceae. The transcript has a single exon. The record is from RefSeq and is a predicted model, not a curated record.
AUCUUCCGUGCCCAGAAAUCAUUUUGGAGAUUGCUGAAGAAACCGCAGAUCAACAAUUCGGAUGAGACUCACGACGUGCGUGGCAGCGAUGGCGCUGGCUAUCGAGGGCUCCCACGCGUGGACGAUCGAUGUGUCGGAAGUGGCGCCGCCCGUGGAUAUCGUGGGAGAACAUCAGCCGUUGCAGCGCUCUUGGACCGUCUCCAGUUUGGCACAGCUGGAGCAACUGUACUUGGCCGUACCUGGCCGCGUCUUCGUGGAGCUGGAUCAGUCCCUGCUUCCGGUGACGGAGUCCCCGGCGACGGAGACUCCAGCGACAGAAUCAACGGAAGCACCCGUUACUGAAACCCCGGGGGUUGUCCCGGGCGUCACCCCUGGUGUUGUUCCUGGUGUGGUCCCAGGUGUCGUGCCCGGAGUUGUUCCCGGUGCGGUACCCGCGGGCUCGACUGCCGGCUCAGGCUCUGACUGGAACGACAGCAGCCUGGUGGGCGAGACGAUCGAGAUCCCGACCAUGAUGCUGCGCAAACACCGCCACCGUCAUGAGGACGAUGACAAGGAGGAGGGCGAGGAGAUUGUCGUGGCCAAGAUCGUGGUCACAGGCAACUCGACGGACCUGUUGAACAUGAUUGAAGCUACGCCCCUACACCCGCGUCGCAACGAUGGACUCAAACUUCACUUGAAGAACGAGGACGCUUACGGCGAGGGAUACGUGCUGACCCAAAUUUAUCUUUUUAAAAAGAAUCUGCUGCGCCGUGUAACUACGACCUUGUCGGGCGACGUCGUGCUGAACGAUGAUGUGGUCACACUCGACGACGCUGAAGCGGACGUCAAGUUCGCGUGCGUGGGCGACGGCAACUUGUACCUAAAGUCUGACUCAAACGCCACGCUGGGCUCGUUGGAGGUGGAAGUGACGGGCAGCGGGCUGGCACAAUUUCAGAUUCCCUCUGUGAACCUCGAGGGCAACUUGAACGUGGAAGUCGCCGGCAGUGGCGCAGUGGCACUCGUCACUGACUCUCUCGCAGUUGGCGCCGUGAAAACCACACUUUCUGGCUCGGGUGAUAUUGUCGUGGACACGAGUGACCUGUCCGCGCAGAAACUCGAGGCUUCAGUGUACGGGUCGGGUGUUGCCAGCUUCGCCACGGCGGGUUCUGUGGAUAAGGAGACGCUAACAUUGUCGGGCCCUGGCCAGCUGCUUGCCGGCUCGAUUGUAGCGCGCAAGUCUAAUGUGGACGUGUGGGGCGACGGCGAGCUACUUGUUCAGGUGACUGACAAGCUGACGGUGUCCACUUCGGUGUGGGGCAAGGUAGGCUACGUGAACGAACCACCCACAGACGUCAAGAUCAAGGGCUGGUGGUUCUGGCGAGAGGCUAGCUCCAUCGUAUACCCCGCUGUGGUGAACAAGGUUGUGAUAUACGAGCCAGUGACCGUGCCAGCCAAGUACCCGAUCUACUACUCCAUCGAGUCAGCCGAGUCGGCGCUGUCGGACGACCCGGACUACGCGUUCGUUGCGACUGAGCCGGCCAGCGUGGCAAACCUAAUGACCACCUCGCUGUCGAGCGUACAGCAGGCGGCCUCAGCGUCGACCGAGUCGCACGGGCUAUUCUAUGCGUUCGUUGGUGCGAGCGUCUUAGUUGUGAAUGUGGUGGCUGCACGUUCGUGGGCGCAGCGCCAUGCGCGUCGCCACUACACGCGCCUCCUUUAGUCUUGAGAGAAGGAUGCGAUAGUUUUGAUAAGCUACAUGUAGACCUUGGGCAGCGAUGGAGUUGCCCUUGAUAACUAAAAAUGUCGCUUGAUGAGGAUCUAACCUUUGAUGUCUACCACA